AUGGCCGACAGCCAGCCUCCUCCUCCGCCUGAGGCGCCCCCGGGCGCGGAGAACGAGGCCGCCCAGCAGCACAGGCCCUCGGUCUCCUGGAACUUAGCCUCGUCCAGCACCGGCGCGGCCGCCUCCAAGAAGACCGGGGGCGCGUACCCCGCCUCAGCCGCGUUCCAGCGCCACAGGCUGGUCAGCCGCCCCGAGAUCAACCUCGGGGCCCAGCCGCAGAUCUGCUUCCUGCGGCCGCGGACCUCGCAGCCGCUCGUGCUCUUCAGCUUAAUGAAUUCCAGCGAAGCAGCCGUGACCAAAUUUUUACCCAAGAGCCACUUGUCUCGGGUGAUUAUUCGUGACAACCUCAGUGCACAGCGAAUCUAUGAAAUGGAGAUGAAAACUGUAGAUAAGACCAAGAAAAAGAUGAGCCACUUGUAUGACCACCUGAAAAAAAAGUUCUUGGUGGACCAGUUCAGAAAGCUGGGGCGCUGGAAACGGGAAUUCCUGAGUGUCCGGCAGUACCUGGACAGUAUGCGUGCACGCAAGGUUGAUUCCAUCCUAAAAGGAAAAUCCAGCCGUGCUAAUCAAAAUAGAAGCUCCACCGCCUCAGGGUCACAACCACUCUAG
Messenger RNA from Pipistrellus nathusii (Nathusius's pipistrelle), 609 nucleotides. NCBI's taxonomy places the organism in Eukaryota, Metazoa, Chordata, Mammalia, Chiroptera, Vespertilionidae. The record is from the annotation of a GenBank genome assembly.